AUGGCCACUAAUACAAUGUACCCUAUGGUGAGCUUUGUUCUUUUGGCAAUUCUUCGUGGCGUCCUAUGCACGGAAUUUAAUGUAAGGAACGACGCAAUCUCUACCCCAGGUGGUUUGCGGUUCGAGAAAGAGAUCGGAAAUGCUUACACAAAGGAUAUGAUGGUAAAAACUACCAAUUUCAUAUGGAAUAUGUUGAAGGAAGACAAGGCAGAAGAUAAGAAGAUAGUAGACAAAGUUGAGAUUGUCGUAUCUAAUUACAUUGGAGCCGAGGCCAUAACCUACGGGACAACGAUUAAUAUCAGCUCCGUAUACGUGGAGGGUUACAAAGGUGAUGUAAAGUGGGAGAUCACAUCGCUUAUGUACCACGAAAUGACCCAUGUUUGGCAAUGGAACGGGGCUGGCAAAGCACCGGUAGGGUUGGUAGAGGGAAUAGCGGAUUACACUAUCUUACAAGCGAAUUACUAUCCUCCUGCAUUUGCGAAACCCGGAAUGGGCGACAAAUGGGAUCAAGGAUACGACUUCACGGCACGAUUUCUCGAGUAUUGCGAGAGUUUAAAGCCAGGGUUUGUUGCGUCCCUAAACAAGAUGAUGAAAGAUUCAUUUAGUGUAGAAUAUUUUAAAGUCUUGCUAGGGAAAUCUGUGGAUCAGUUAUGGAAAGAAUAUAAAGCAAAAUAUAGUGGUGGGAAAGUUGGGAGAAAAUUGUCACUAAACUAG
This is a messenger RNA of Impatiens glandulifera, 714 nucleotides long. RefSeq lists its product as uncharacterized. The transcript is spliced from 2 exons. NCBI's taxonomy places the organism in Eukaryota, Viridiplantae, Streptophyta, Magnoliopsida, Ericales, Balsaminaceae. The coding region runs from base 1 to 714 and encodes 237 amino acids. The record is from RefSeq and is a predicted model, not a curated record.